This is a messenger RNA of Histoplasma capsulatum G186AR, 1889 nucleotides long. RefSeq lists its product as uncharacterized. The record is from RefSeq and is a predicted model, not a curated record. Gene Ontology annotation, molecular function: DNA binding. The transcript has a single exon. The coding region runs from base 312 to 1784 and encodes 490 amino acids. Lineage: Eukaryota; Fungi; Ascomycota; Eurotiomycetes; Onygenales; Ajellomycetaceae.
CUCCCAUACCGUAUCCGUUCAAUAAAAAAAAACGAAUAAUAAUCAAAUAAAAUUAAUCGCUCCCUCUAUUUUAUUUGCCCUCUCCUCUGAUUUGCGUUUCGAUAAACACCAACUCUGUCGCAUUUUCGCGCAAACAAGACAAGCUUGGCUUUGUGUUUCUCUCGAUACUUUUCUGUCAGCGCGCAAAACUUUACCCUUGCAGCUGACAACCUUACCCCGUUUCCUCCGCAGCGAGAAACCUCCGGCGGUGUUAGCUUUUUAGCCCUCCCUUAUCGUCGAAACUAACUCCUUCCUGCAGCUGGUCGCACAACAUGGGCAACGGCACAGCUGCAGUGCUAGAGCCGACAUUCACCGGCUAUGUCGCCACGACACAAGAUGCGCUGAUCCUCUUCGAAGCCUGUCUCACAGGUAUCCUCCACCAUGUCCCACGACGUCCCCACGAUCGAGAGAGAAGUCAACUGGUGAAAAGUGGUAGUGUUUUUAUCUACGAAGAAAAUGCGUCUGGUAUCAAGCGAUGGACGGAUGGUGUUACCUGGAGCCCGAGCCGCAUCCUGGGCAAUUUCCUCGUCUACCGUGAACUUGAUAAGCCAUUUCCUCCGGGUGAGAAGAAGCGCGCGAUGAAAAAGGGCAAUCGGCGCCCAACAUCAACUGGGAGACCAGGGGAACCGUACCCACGACCCCAAGAGAGCAAUGGAACUACAUACUCGCCCGCAACAUCGCCAGGCGCAGCUCCAUAUGGAGAACGAAACCAGCAAUCGGAGCUGGAGAGACAACUGGUGGGCUCCCUCGUGGACUCUUACGGGUUCAAGGAUUCCGGAUUGGUGAAGAAAACCAUGAGCGUGACGGUGUCGGGUGUGACCCAUCAUCUGGUAUCAUACUACAGUGUUGAAGAUGUCAUGUCAAACCGCCUCCAUACCCCGAUGCAGCACGAGAGUUUGAGAUAUAUACGUCCACGCGCAGAACUCACCACCAAGCAAAGCUUCCGUGCGCCAAUUGACGACUUUGAUCAUGCUACACUGGAAGAUGCAGAUCCCACUUCCGCCCUAUAUGCGUAUCGUUCUACACUAAGCGGCGCGCAGGCGUACGCGGUACCGAGUUCCGGUCCGUCAUAUUACCAACUACCCGCCUACGGCGCACCCCCUGGCUAUGCAGUUGGCGCAGCAGGGCUUGCAGGCCAUCCGGCAUCCAAUCCAUACCUAGCAAAUACUUCCAAUUCAGCCGACAUUCCUCCAAAGCAAGAGAGCUACCCUUUUCGGAGCUCUGCAUCAUACCCGCCCGGCUAUAACCCGAUGAACCCCAGCAUGCAGCAACCCUUGUCUGCUUCCACGAUGUCCUCUUCCCUCAACACUGUCCUUGCUGAUAGGAGUCAGCAGCAGCAGCAACCCAGUAGUGCUGGCCUUUACCGAAAUCCGGCGUUACAGCCGCGCAAUGUGGCCCCAGAUUCGUCUUCGGGCGCCGUCGACCCCAGCUCUGCCUACUCGCGAGGAACCUUUGGCGGGAUGGAUUCAGCAGAUCAGCAAAACGUUGGACAGCAUCCGCCCUACAAUCCUGCAACGAGACGGGAAUCGAGUUCCUUGGUGGCCAACGUUUCUUACUAUAACGGGGACCGCCAGCCUCAACAACCUCAAUCGCAGCCGCCGUCACAGCCUCAACAAUCACACCAGCCGCCGCCGCAGCCGCCGCAACAACAAUAUUUCUCCGGCCCUACCCACUCGGCGCAUGCUUCUAGCUAUCAGCCGGGACCCCCGGCGUCGAUGUCAUGGAAUACGGCUGCAACAGGUUGAAUCGCUGAUCUUUUUGCCAUUGCAUUUUGACCGUUCGACCUCUCCUUUCGUCAUCUCUUUUAAAGAAACCAAAAAUUUAAAUUUCAGGUGGCUGAUUUUCACUCU